Molecule: messenger RNA, 2249 nt
Organism: Cavia porcellus (domestic guinea pig)
Lineage: Eukaryota; Metazoa; Chordata; Mammalia; Rodentia; Caviidae
Gene: Mlycd
Product: malonyl-CoA decarboxylase
Exons: 5
Coding region: 66-1571 (501 amino acids)
Biological process (GO): malonyl-CoA catabolic process; acetyl-CoA biosynthetic process; fatty acid biosynthetic process
Cellular component (GO): mitochondrial matrix; peroxisomal matrix
Molecular function (GO): malonyl-CoA decarboxylase activity
Source: RefSeq, a predicted model, not a curated record
GGAACCGGAAGCACGGCAGCGACGGUGCGGCCGGCUUUCUCCCUGGGCUGCUGUCCCCCGGCGUCAUGCGGGGCUUCGGGCCAGGGCUGACCACGCGGAAUCUCCUCCCGCUGCGGUUUGCCCCGCGGCCGCCGCGGCCUCCAGGGCCCCUGCUGUCGAGCAGGUCGGCGGCGGCGGCGGCGGGGCCGAGCUCCCUGACGCGGGCCAUGGACGAGCUGCUUCGCCGCGCCGUGCCGCAGACGCCGGCCUACGAGCUGCGCGAGAAGACCCCUGCGCCCGCUGAGGGCCAGUGCGCCGACUUCGUGAGCUUCUACGGCGGCCUGACCGAGGCGACCCAGCGCGCCGAGCUCCUGGGCCGCCUGGCGCAGGGCUUCGGCGUGGACCACGGCCAGGUGGCCGAGCAGAGCGCCGGCGUGCUCCAGCUGCGAGAGCAGCCGCGGGAGGCGGCCGUGCUGCUGCAGGCUGAGGACCGGCUGCGCUACGCGCUGGUGCCGCGCUACCGCGGCCUCUUCCAUCACAUCAGCAAGCUGGACGGAGGCGUGCGCUUCCUGGUGCGGCUGCGGGCAGACCUGCUCGAGGCGCAGGCGCUGAAGCUGGUGGAGGGGCCACACGUCCGGGAGAUGAACGGGGUGCUAAAAAGCAUGCUCUCAGAAUGGUUCUCUUCAGGGUUCCUGAACCUGGAGAGAGUCACCUGGCAUUCGCCGUGUGAGGUGCUUCAGAAAAUCAGUGAGUCUGAGGCCGUGCACCCCAUAAAGAGCUGGAUGGACAUGAAGCAACGCGUCGGGCCCUACAGGCGAUGCUACUUCUUUUCUCAUUGUUCAACGCCCGGGGAGCCCCUGGUCAUUUUGUAUGUGGCGCUCACCAGUGACAUCUCCAGCAACAUCCAGGCCAUCGUGAAGGAGCAGCCCCUGUCGGAGACCGAGGAGAGGGACAGGAUCGCCGCUGCCAUCUUCUACUCCAUCAGCCUCACGCAGCAGGGACUGCAGGGCGUCGAGCUGGGCACUUUCCUCGUAAAGCGCGUCCUCAAGGAGCUGCAGAAAGAGUUCCCGCACCUGGGGGCCUUUUCCAGCCUGUCGCCCAUACCCGGAUUCACCAAAUGGCUCCUGGGGCUUCUGGGCUCGCAGACAAAGGAGCAUGGGCGGAACGGCCUGUUCACGGAUUCGGAAAGUAAAGAGCUCGGCGAGGCUGUGGGCGGCCCCGUGCCCGAGACCCUCAAGGUCCUCCUGAGCGGCAGCGAGUGGGCACAGUCGGAGAAGCUGGUGCAGGCGCUCCAGGCGCCGCUGAUGCGGCUCUGCGCUUGGUACCUGUACGGCGAGAAGCACCGCGGCUAUGCCCUCAACCCCGUGGCCAACUUCCACCUGCAGAACGGGGCCGUGAUGUGGCGCAUCAACUGGAUGGGCGACAGCAGCCCCCGGGGCCUCACCAGCUCGUGCGGCCUCAUGGCCAACUACCGCUACUUCCCGGAGGAGACGGGCCCCAACAGCACCGCCUACCUGGGCAGCAAGAGCAUCAAAGCUUCCGAGCAGGUCCUCAGCCUGGUGGCCCAGUUCCAGAAGAACAGCAAGCUCUAGGCGCAGCCCUCCUGCUGGAGGGUGAGGAGAGCCACAGCCGUGCUGUGUCCCCUGCUGCCGCAGGGCCCUCUGCUAGGCCAGGACGCAGCCUUUACUGCAUUGGCAAAGCUGUGCCACCCGAAGGAGGUGGCAGGUGCUGGUGCCCGCACCCUGGGGGUCACUGAGUGCCCCCCGAAGUGCCAUGAAGCCCUGCAGCCUCUGUGUCUUGCCACCCAGGGGUGACAGUAGGCCUAGGACGGGGGCGGGCAGCCCAAACACAUCACAUGCAGCCUUGGCUGGUGGGGCAGCCUGGGCCUCUGUCUCCUCGGCACAUGGGAAACUCAGAAGCUCUGAUUCUCACCAGGUGCAUGACUCCCAUCACCUGGUGAGUUAAGGCACCAAACGUGGGAUGUUGCUGCUAGAAGCCUGAGCUGCGUUCUAAGCUUUAAAGUUACAGUGAUUAGCUGGGUAUUGAGGCACACGCCUGUAACCCAGCAUUUGGGAAGCUGAGGCAGGAGAAUCUGCAACUUCAAGACCAGCCUGGUGUACAAAGUAAGCUCAGAGCCAGCCUGAACUGUAUAGCAAGACUCUGGCUCUAAAAGACAAAAGGACAAAAAAUAUUACAGUGAUUCAAGUUCAUAAUGAACUGAAUAGUAAAGAACAAGUUUGUUCUGUAAAGCAAUAAACAUGGUUCUUUAA